UCGUGGUGCCGGAAGAUAUCUUCCGGCAAUACCGAGCAGUGGGGGAUAUUGUCUGAUCAUGUGACUGUCUAGGGCGGUGAACCGCCGCGAUGGCAGUAAUCGCGACAGGCAAAUUCUCAGGAAUGUCAUUCAACACCUUGCGCAACAAACACUAAGAAGCUCCUGAUCGCUCGAAAUCCAUCUGGAGGUUUCCCCUUCAUCAGUUCUACACCAACAUGGAUCAUCAACUCCCCCUCUCCCCGCCUUCCGAACCGAUACCUUCCCCCACAGCCUUGCCCGUCCCGCUGGACUCCCUCCUCCGCACGAAACCAAUCCACGACCUGCUCUCCGAGAUCCGUGUUCCGGGGGAGCUACCACCGCAUAAGUAUCAUCCGGUUACCUGUGUUCCUAUUGGCGAGGAUGAUGUACGCGCCCAGAUCGACCAACUACGCCAGGAAUUCUCGUCGCCAGAAGCGGCAUUGAAAGAGCAAGAGCAGGUUGCAAAAGAAGUAAAGCAAAAGCUGGAGGACGCGGAGAAGAAACGCGAAGAGGUCCAAAAAGCUAUGGACAAGAAAAUCAAGGAACGGAACACCGAAAUGAAAGUUUUAUCGAAGUAUCAGGAGGUCAAGGCUUCCGGUAUCGGAUCUUAAAGCACCACUCGCAUCAGAGAAUACAACUUUAAACGAACUACACGGAGAUUUUCGGUCAGGAACACUUUGCAGAAGAUUUACUUUCCGGCCUCUUGCUGGAGAAAAAUGUGAUGAUGCAGAACGUUGUGCGACCCCAAUAAACGGACCACACCUGCAUGGACUGCAAACUCCGGCUUUUGCCUACCAGUCUUCAUCCGCUGU
This is a messenger RNA of Aspergillus heteromorphus CBS 117.55, 830 nucleotides long. RefSeq lists its product as uncharacterized. The transcript has a single exon. The record is from RefSeq and is a predicted model, not a curated record. Lineage: Eukaryota; Fungi; Ascomycota; Eurotiomycetes; Eurotiales; Aspergillaceae. The coding region runs from base 216 to 629 and encodes 137 amino acids.